UUUCAAAUUCAGCAUGGAGAAAAGUAUAUUCAACUCAAAAAUUACACGGACCAGCUUGAGGCAGAGCUGCGCGAGACGAAGUCAAAGAUGCAGGCGCUAACAACUUCAAAUGAUGAGCUUCGUGAGUGCAAGACCCUCAAAGCGCAGCCUAGUGCUCGACAAUUUCCGUCACCAACGCGCUCAACAAUGGGAAUGCCUCAACAAGAUGGCGGUACUCUCGUAACGCAAGCCAGCCAAUUUAGCCGUCCUUCGAUGCGUCCUAUUGCAAGGCCCUAUGCAGUUGAUGGAUCGAGUUCGUCAAUGCGCAACCCGAUGGGAAAUAUGGGAAGACCAGAGACCCCUCGCACAAUUCAAAGACCCAACGUCGGCAUGUUCGACCGGAGGGUCAUCUCGCCCGAUUCAGCCACUGGGAGGUCAAAGAACCCGGAUCGUGCGACCGAAAACACCGCUGCAAGCUUCUCAGCGUAUUGGCUUCCUCUCGAAAAGAAGGUCCCCGCUAAGAUUGUAAUUCCCGCCCCGGUUCAACGAAACGUGCCGUUCGACUCCGACGCGAUAUUGGAGGCUGUAGUUUCCGACGGCCUCGGUAGUAGAAGCAGCCACGACACUCUAACAAACCUGAGUUUGGAACUAGCUGACUACGAGGACCUGUUCAACGAUUCUACUUCGUCUCCGACCGAUGGUGGCAUUUCUGCGUUGUCUCCAACCGAUGAUAAGCGUCAGUCAAGGAGAAAAAGCGCGGAUACUCUUGGUUUCGAAAGCGACACAGAAUCCAGUGGAGCAUCGAUCGUGCUGGCGCCGUUGAAAGCCCCACCCCAGGUAUCACAAGAAAUGAGUCGAACUCAACGGAUGCGGUCUGCCCCUCGCGUUGCUCAGAGAUACCAGCUCCGCCAUCCAGACCAGUUGAUCGCAGAAGCCACCGAGAGGAGGCGGCUCACUGAUGAGGUACUCAUGCCGAUUUAG
Molecule: messenger RNA, 960 nt
Organism: Phytophthora sojae
Lineage: Eukaryota; Oomycota; Peronosporomycetes; Peronosporales; Peronosporaceae
Exons: 6
Source: RefSeq, a predicted model, not a curated record